CUUCCUCCCCGCCAACUUGCACCGCAGGGUCGGGCGGACAUCCACUCACAACAACCCCGAGUUAAUUUGCUUAUCUAAUCGAAUACUUUCCGAGGUAAAAUGGAGAGCCCACACCGCACUGAAAACGAGUCUCCUCUUCUGCUGCCGUCUCUUCGCCUCUUCAUACCUCCUUUGCGCCUGGUGUCUGCGGCCAUGUGGCAGGUCGUCCAGAGGGGCAACGUGCAGGAUUAUGGGAUGGUGGAGGAGUUCAUCAGCACAGUUUCAGAGAUUGUACCUGAGCUUUUGAAUGCAGAUCAGAAAGCUCAGCUCCUCCUGGGACUCAGAGCGCGGGUGGUUCUUGAAUUGUGUCGGGCCGAGCAGAUAGCCGAUACAGAAACCGUCGAGAUGCACCUGGAGCGGAUCAAGGCCCUCAUAUCCACGUGGGCAGCACAGCCGUGUUUUGCAGAGGUCGAGUUUCCGGAAUCAAACUUUGUGGAUCAGGUGGAAAUGCUGCUGAAAGAUGCUGAAGAGAAGGAGAAGUUUUUCCAGGAUGUUUUUCCUACAGAUUUUGGGCCUGAAUAUGAGAGCGCUCUGCAGGUGCUAAUGCUGGAUUUCCUGUCCAGACUGGAGAAGCUGCUCCCAGUACCAGACCUUCAGCAGACUGCGUCCAUGCUCAGUGCCGUCCCCUCUGCCCUGGAGGAGUGUGUGCACUCUGUUCCUGACCCUCGCUACCUGAAAACUGUGCUCCUGCACCACUCAACACUUGGACAUUUCGACUUAUCUGAUGAAACUCAGACCAUUCCUUCUUCCUUUGGGAAUUGCAUCCUCUCUUCGCUGUCCCUCCCUCAGCUGGAGAAGGUUGUAAUUGACGCAGACCAAAUCCAGUUACAGCCUCCAUCAGAGCAGAUGCAGGGUUGUAUGACCGUCCAGGUGGAGGGUGAAACCGUGACGCUGUUGGACUACAUACAGAUCGAAGAGCCGCCAGGUUUGGUUGAGCCUGACGAUCACGAAGAAAAUGAGGUAAACAUGGAGGAGGCUGCUGGAGAGGAUGUCGGUGACGCCCUGAAGCCAGCAGCUUUCCAACCGCUGAAGCAAAGCAAAAGGCUCCAGCUGAAGAGAAAAGUUUUAAAAGAAAACAAAGACUCGACAGCUAAGAGGCAAAGGAAGAAAUACCCCAAUAACAAAACGUGUCCUGUGUGCAAUAAGAUCUUCCUGCGAGCCGCGGCCAUGAGACGACACCAGGAAACUCACUCUGCCAAUCGAGAUCUCAAGUACAAGUGCGCCAACUGUGACAAACGAUUCAGGGACCAUUACGACAUGAAGCGGCACAACAUGCGCGUUCAUGAGAAGGACGAGAUGGGUGACAGCACUAAAGGUGACGACUCAGGAGAUCCGUGCACUUCUGAGAUGGCAGAAAACAAAAACUGCCUCCUGUGUGGGAAGUAUUUCGCCCGUCGAGUCGACAUGGAGCGGCACAUGAAGUCCCACUCGGAGGACCGCCCGUAUAACUGUUCUUUCUGCGAGAAGAAGUUUAAGAACCCUUAUGUUUUAAAGAGACACCAGAAGGAGAUUUGCAAGAGCAGAGAGCUGAAAAGGCCAAAGAGGAGAGAGAUGCAGCGCUCAACUCCACAGCCGCCAUCAGAGGGGUCGACGGAGGGCAAAGUCUGUCCCAUCUGCAGCAGGAUCUUACCCUGCUCUGCAGACAUCGCAAAGCAUUUACGAUCUCACACGGAAGAGCGGCCCUUUAUUUGCAUCACUUGUGAGAAAGGCUUCAAGUACAAGGACACGCUGAAGAAGCAUCAGAUUAUUCACGGCCACGAGGGGAUCAGAGAGGAGCAGAGCAAGACGGUGGAGCAGAUUCUGGCUGAAGCUGAUACUCAGAACUGUAGUGAUGCAGGUAAAAAGGAAAAUACUCCGGAUGCAGCUGAUAAUUCUGAGGAGUCGCCAACCUCACCUGUGAAAAAAGUCAACAAAAAGGGCCUUAAAGUGUGCCCUGUCUGUGCUAGGGGGUUCGACAGCAUCAAAACACUGAACAGGCACAUUCAGUGUCACACAGAGGACCGGCCCUAUCACUGCAUCCACUGCAAGAAGCGUUUUAAGCACAUGCACGGGCUGAAAAGACACCAGAUUUAUGCAAUUUGUCAUAAGAAAAUCACCCGAUUCUCGUGGAAAAAGGAGCCGAGAGCGGGGCCCAGCCAGGGCGACGUAGCCGGCGCCGACCACCAGCAGGGGCCGCCUCUGAAAAUACCUGUGUGGUGUUCAAACUGCGGCAAACACUUUGAGUACCCGUCCGCUUUGAAGGAGCACCAAGAAAACGUUUGCAAAGUGGAGGUGAGUGAGGUCAUGAAAUGUGACGACUGUGGGAAAGAGUUUAAGAGCAUGACCAUGCUCAAAGUGCACCAGAGGAUUCACGAUCCGCUCUACUGCAAAGAGUGCGGCAAGAUACUCGCUAACGAGCCCGCUUUUGAGAGGCACAAACUCAUGCACAGGCCGAUGCAGUGCACAAUGUGUGACAAGACGUUCACUUUACUGAGACGCUUGAGGGAGCAUUACGAGAAGCAGCACAACUUCACGGGACCCUAUCCGUGCGCACAAUGUGACAAAACCUUCAUGCAGCUGUCCUACCUCGCCAUCCACCAGAGAAUCCACAAAGGAGAGUUCCCGUACAUCUGCAACAUGUGCCCGGAGAAGUUCAGGUCCUCCAACUGUCUGACGGUUCAUCAGAGGAAGCACACCGGGGAGAAGCCCUUCCUGUGCUGGCAGUGCGGGAAGUGCUACCGCUCGGCCUCGGAGCUCACGGUGCACAUGGGAACCCACUCCGAGGCGAGACCCUGGGCCUGCACGCAGUGCGACAUGGCCUACCGCACCAAGCUGCAGCUGACCAACCACGUCGAGCAAGUCCACAUCGGCGUCAGGUAUCCCUGCAACAGCUGCGGCAAGCAGUUCAUGAAGGAGACGUCCCUGAAGAGGCACGAGCUCAUCCACACGGGCGAGAGGCCGCACCAGUGUACAGUCUGCGGCAAGACCUUCCUGACCGCCAACGAGCUCAGGCUCCACAACAGGUAUCACACCGGGGAGCGCCCGUACAAGUGCGAAGAGUGCGGAAAGGCCUUCAUCCAGUCGGGGUAUUUGAAGUCGCACAUGCGCAUCCACACAGGAGAGAAGCCAUUUAAAUGUGACAUAUGCGAUAAAGGCUUCAGGUUGUCGUAUCACAUGAAGAAACACAGGCGGACUCAUACCGGGAAGCCAAAGAGCUACAUAUGUGAGGACUGCGGGUUACCGUUCCUCCAUAAAAAAACCCUCUGGGAACAUUCUGUCACUCACAACGUGAAGACCGAGCCGUCGUUCCCUGACGAGGUGAGAAUAGCGUUUCAGUAGAAAUCCUUCUGAGGAGUUGAGGUCUGAGCUGGAUUCAUGGUCACCAAAAAGCACUUAAUUUCUUAAUUCUUAAGUUGCUCUUUGUUAUUUGAUUUCGACCAAUUUGUAAGCUGGUGCUCUUUUCCUUCCUUGUUGCUUUACUGUGUUGAUUCACAUGUUCCAUAAAGCAUAUUGAUGAUCUAUGAGGUUGAUGUAUAUAUUUAAAGACAAUGAAUCAUUUCUGCUUUUUGAAAUAAAUCUAUCUUGA
This is a messenger RNA of Chelmon rostratus (copperband butterflyfish), 3604 nucleotides long. Its product is annotated as zinc finger protein 420-like. The record is from RefSeq and is a predicted model, not a curated record. Lineage: Eukaryota; Metazoa; Chordata; Actinopteri; Chaetodontiformes; Chaetodontidae. Gene Ontology annotation, biological process: regulation of transcription by RNA polymerase II. The coding region runs from base 100 to 3357 and encodes 1085 amino acids. Gene Ontology annotation, molecular function: RNA polymerase II cis-regulatory region sequence-specific DNA binding; DNA-binding transcription factor activity, RNA polymerase II-specific. The transcript is spliced from 7 exons. Gene Ontology annotation, cellular component: nucleus.